Symbiodinium necroappetens is the source of this 963-nucleotide messenger RNA. The record is from the annotation of a GenBank genome assembly. Lineage: Eukaryota; Dinophyceae; Suessiales; Symbiodiniaceae.
AUGGCGAUCGCCGCAGGCAGUCUGAACACCCAGUGCUGGUUCAUCGAAUUUGUGUGCCCGCCCGAUGUGGGCAGCACCGCGCAGUGCGGCAAAAAGCCGACUUCCUGCACCGCCUGGUCGGUGCCGCCGGAGGCCGUGUUGCCGUUGGUGUACUGGAUUCUCUUCAACAGCAUGGCGGCCUACUUCUUGAUAACAUGGGCGAAUCGGUACGCUCGUGCCGGCUUCGUUCUCGCCUACACCGCGCUGCAGCCCUUUACAAGUACAGUCCUCACCGCUGCCUUGGUGGUCUCGGGACGCUUCCCGUCCCUAAGCCUUCCGGGCUGGAAUGCCCUGGGCGGCUUGGGCGUCGUGGCUGGUAUGCUGUGCAUCCUUUGGGACGGCAAGAGGCAACACGAGCACGACACUGCGGGGCAUGAGCGCGAGGUUCCACUCAAUCAGGCGCGUCAGGUCCUGCCAGAUGUCUGUGAGCCGAGACUGUGGAUGGCUUCGGUUGUUGCGGUCUACGGGCCACGAACCUUCAACCCAGUGCUGAAUCUGGCGGUGCUACAACACCCAGAGCAUGGACAGCCUCUGACUGAUGCACAAGAUCGGCGGAUGUCGGCUGCACGUGGCGAGAAUGAUGCAGGUCGAGAUGGGGAGCUUCUCUUAGAGGACAGGGACCUGCUUGCGCCGAAGGCGAAGGAGGCGGAAGCCGAGCCGGCUGAGGAGUGGUGCUCCUCCAGGUCGCCCAGCGCUGGCACCGACAAGGAUGCAAAGGGCCAUAUUUGUUGGACGCCGCUCCACUUCGCCGCACGCGAACGGCACGCCGACUGCGUAGAGCUGCUGCUGAAGACGGGUGCCGGCUUUGAGCAGCAGCUCCACGCAGUCGGCAUGGCCUCGUUCUGCGGCGCAGUGGAGCGUCGUCCCGCCGUCUUUGUCCUGCGAAUCCUUCGCCACCCACAGGUGACCGGAUCCACGCUGUAG